UCUCUACAAAAGGAAAACCAAACUGCACAACAGAAAUCAUUACCUACUGAAACAGCCACCGGCCAUCUCUCUCACACACAGUGGGCAAAUAUGGGACACUUGUUAACACCGUCACCUCCAUCUUUUGCUACUGAAGCCACCUGAUCUCAGCUGCAACCACCACUGGCGACAUCACGUCCGGCAAGUAUCGAUGGAUCGCCAGCGAGGACGCAGGCCAAUGUUACGAGUACUUUCUCUCACUACUCUCUCUCAGGAUGCUCUGACGUUUGCUGCUCUCUUGCUGAACAGAUUUCAAGUUCACAGAAAACAGCUCCAAGGACGUAUCUUUCCACGGGCACUGAAUGAUUUGCAAAGUGACUUGGGAGUUGGAGUAAAAGUUAGUUCAUCAUCACGCGAGUUCAGAGCGAAAUUUAGAGUAGUGGCUCUGGUUAUUUUUUCUAUAUGGAUUGUUCUUGCUGCUUUGUAUGCUUUGAUAAAACCAAUUUCAAAUGGUUGUUCCAUGACAUACAUGUAUCCUACAUACAUCCGAGUCUCCUCACCUGAAAAUGCAUCAUCGACAAAGUAUGGGCUAUAUUUGUACCAUGAAGGAUGGAGGAAGAUUGAUUUUAAUGAGCACCUUAAGAAGCUUAGUGGUGUUCCUGUUCUUUUCAUUCCUGGCAAUGCUGGUAGCUAUAAACAGGUACGAUCCUUAGCAGCAGAAUCUGAUCGGGCAUAUGGAAGAGGCCCACUUGAAGAGAAAUUUUACCUAGAAGCUUCAUUAACUUUUGAAGAGGGUGGAGUAAAUUUUGACAUGGCGAGCCUACCAUUACCCAAACAAUACAGUUGCAUGCUAGACUGGUUUGCUGUGGAUCUUGAAGAUGAACAUUCUGCAAUGGAUGGUCGGAUUGUCGAGGAACAAACAGAAUAUGUAGUACAUGCCAUUCACAGGAUUUUAGAUCAAUAUAAAGAGUCUCAUGAAGUUCGAGUAAAAGAAGGUGCUGCCAUCUACAGGAAUCUUCCAAAAAGUGUGAUAUUGGUUGGUCACUCCAUGGGCGGUUUUGUUGCUAGAGCUGCCAUUCUCCAUCCUCAUUUAAGGAAGUCAGCAGUUGAAACUGUUCUUACGCUUUCAACACCACACCAAUCACCUCCUGUGGCAUUGCAGCCAUCACUGGGUCAUUAUUAUUCACAUGUAAAUCAGGAAUGGAGAAAGGGUUAUGAGGUACAACCCUCUCGAACUGGACAUUAUGUGUCUGAUCCUCUACUCUCUCCUGUUGUUGUUAUCUCCAUUUCUGGUGGUACUAAUGAUUACCAGGUACGUUCAAAGUUAGAAUCCCUUGAUGGUAUUGUGCCUCCUACCCAUGGAUUUAUGAUCAGUAGUACAAGCAUGAAGAAUGUGUGGUUGUCAAUGGAGCAUCAAGUUAUUUUGUGGUGUAAUCAACUAGUUGUUCAAGUGUCACACACUCUUCUUAAUUUAGUAGAUUCUGAAACAGGUCAACCAUUUUCUGAUCCACGAAAAAGACUUGCAAUAUUCACAAAAAUGCUUCAUAGCAGAUUGCCUCAGAGUUUUAACUGGUUAAGGCAAUCACAAUCAUCUCAGCAGUCAUCACAUCGUCCUAUUCUGGAUAGCCCUAUUCUGGAUAGCAGAGACGUAGCUGGAUCUCAAUUGCAAUCUUUGUUUGGUUGUCCCAGUAAUGUUCAUUGGAGCGAUGAUGGCCUUGGAAUGGACCUAUUCAUUGAGGAAGCCACUGUCACUAUUUUAGCAAUGGAUGGGAGGAGGCGGUGGUUGGAUAUUCAUAAACUGGGGUCAAAUGGAAAAAGCCACUUUGUAUUUGUCACAAAUCUUGCCCCAUGUUCUGGUGUUAGACUUCAUCUUUGGCCUGAAAGGGAAAUAUCCGCUUCAGACUUGCCUGUUAGUAGAAGGAUUGUGGAACUGACAUCAAAGAUGGUGCAUAUUCCGUCCGGACCAGCUCCGAAACAGAUUGAACCAGGUCAUCAGACUGAACAAGCGCCUUCUGCUGUAUUUUGGUUGAGUCCUGAGGAAAUGCGUGGUUUCAGAUUCUUGACCAUCUCAGUUGCCCCUAAUCUGACCGUUUCAGGCAGACCUCAACUGGCAGCUUCCAUGGCAAUUGGGCAGUUCCUUAAUCCAGAAGAAGGGAAGAAAGAGAUCUCUCCUCUAUUGCUGUUUCUCUCUACUUAUUCUCAAAAGGACAUGGUAUUGAAGGAGGAUCAUCCUCUUGCUUUCAAUCUUUCUUUCACUAUUAGCUUGGGCCUUUUCCCUGUUAAAUUGUCUCUGGAAAAUACAGGCUGUGGAAAAAUAAGGUCUGAGAUUCCAGUCGAAGUAGCUGAUGACCCAGAAAAUAGCCGAUUUUGCAAGCUGCACUGUUUUCCACCUGUUGCACUUGUUUGGGAUACUACCUCCGGAUUUCAUAUAUUCCCCAAUUUGUAUUCUAAGACAAUUGUGGUGGAUUCUUCACCAGCCCUUUGGAGUUCAAUUCAAGGAUCUGAGAGGACCACUGUUUUAUUGCUGGUUGACCCACGUUGUUCAUAUAGAACCAGGAUUGCAGUCCCGGCCACCAUCGCUGCAAGCAGAUUUUUGCUUUCAUACUCUUCUCAGAUUGUCGGUUUCUCCAUUGCUGUUAUCUUUUUUGCUUUGAUGCGGCAAGCACGUGCGCGAGAGUUUGACCAGCCCAUACCCUCAAUGCUGUCAGCUGUGGAAUCAAAUAUUAGAGUGCCAUUGCCAUUUCUAUUACUUUCCAUUGUACCCAUUAUGAUUGCCUUAUUCCUUUCCUUUCUAAUGUCUCAGCCGUUCCCUCCAUUUGUAAGCUUUAUCACCUUGUCAACCAUUUGCUAUUUAUUUGCAAAUGGGUCUGUAAUCAUUCUGAUUCUGAUUUCCCAUUUUUUCUUCUACGUGGCUUCCAGCAUUCAUAUUUUCAUCAAGAAAAGGUGGAAAAUAUGUGAAGGAAACUUUUGUGUUGCAUGUGUCCGCUGGUUGCUCAAUCUUUCCACUAGUUUAUUAUCAUUUAAGGUGUUAUGGGUCUUAAGGAUCCAUCCAUCACUUGUUAAAGCACUGGCUGCAAUUAUUUUGGUGUGCUUUGUUCAUCCAGCUUUGGGUCUGUUCAUAUUGGCCUUGUCUCAUGCUUUGUGCUGUCACAAUGCACUGUCCAGCGUUGCCCUAACUAAGGAGUUAUCUGAUUCCAAAAGAGAAAGUGAUAAUGGGUCUGACCAAAGUGGAUACAGAUUUGUUGGUGGAUUGAACCCGCACUCCUCUAUGCAUGAGACUUGUUCUAGCAGUCCAGACUCAGCAAAAAGCUUCCGUGAGACUCAAGUAGGGAUCUUCCAUCAUUGGCAUGGUUUACUGAUGUUACAUUUUCUGGCAGCAGUCAUGUUUGUUCCCUCGCUUGUGGCUUGGUUUCAGAGAAAAGUUACGAGUCAAAGUUUUCCAUCGGUCUUGGAUUCAAUUCUUUGUAUUGGUGUCAUCCUCCAUGGUAUCUGUGAUUCAGAACCCGAAUUUAGUUUCUUGUUUCCUUUCCCGGGCAACCUUGGGUGGGAAGCAAGACUGAGCUUCACCUACCUGCUUGCUGGAUAUUAUUCCUAUCUAUCAGGCUUGGCCUUGGUUCCUUACAGAGUAUUUUAUGCCAUGGCUACCACUGGAGUAAUUUCCUUCACUUUCAGGAUCAUACAGAAAAGGAAUAGGGAGAAAGGAGAUGCAAAUUUACGAAGUCAAAAACAUUCUCAUAUACACUAAAAGCUUCUCCUAAACACAGUACAUUCUACACUUAGUUGUAUUUGGAUCAUUGGGUCCUGUUGUAAAAGUCUGUAAUUUACUGAUAACAGCGAGGUAUAUAAUGAAUAUUUCUUCAGAAAAGGUGUAUAUCAAACGCUUAGACCAUCACAAAUCAUUACAAAUGCUAAAUUUGACUACAGUACUUGGCUUUCUCUACUAUUAUGAUAACAGAUGCCGGAGUUGAAGAAGACAUCAGUCGAAGCAUCAUGUGUGUGUCAUUUUUCCCGUGAGUUUGGAAGUUUCUGUCUGUACCUUCCUAGCGUCCUAUAUUGAUCUGAGUUUUGUGUAAAUGACAAUUUUUUUGAGCCGUUGCAAGUAUCUAAUUUGGUGAUUCCUAGAUACCUUAAA
Messenger RNA from Cornus florida, 4111 nucleotides. RefSeq lists its product as uncharacterized. Lineage: Eukaryota; Viridiplantae; Streptophyta; Magnoliopsida; Cornales; Cornaceae. The record is from RefSeq and is a predicted model, not a curated record. The transcript has 19 exons. The coding region runs from base 191 to 3724 and encodes 1177 amino acids. Gene Ontology annotation, molecular function: hydrolase activity, acting on ester bonds.